Messenger RNA from Candoia aspera, 1560 nucleotides. RefSeq names its product terminal nucleotidyltransferase 4A-like. Lineage: Eukaryota; Metazoa; Chordata; Lepidosauria; Squamata; Candoiidae. The record is from RefSeq and is a predicted model, not a curated record. Gene Ontology annotation, cellular component: nucleolus; TRAMP complex. Gene Ontology annotation, molecular function: mRNA binding; poly(A) RNA polymerase activity. Gene Ontology annotation, biological process: RNA 3'-end processing.
AUGACUACACCCAAGUACUUGAAACUGGGGGAAGGAGGGCAGGGCCUGCAGCCCUCCAGUGUGGCCAUUGCCGCACCCUUUCCCCAUCACCAUUACUACCACCACCACUAUCAGUAUCAUCCAGGGAGCAGGAAACGGGAGAACAAGGCCAGCACAUAUGGGAUGAACUAUCUGCUCUCUGGCGGCUGUGUCGGCAUCGUCCGCAAACGAACUGCCCUAGCUGGUGACAGCAGCCCCUGCUCUCCAGUGCAGCCUGGGGGCAGCCUUGCUCUAGGCAUGCCUUGGAAAAGCAGGCAGUACAGCUCAGGCAUACAAGGGCUCCGUGAAGAAAUAAUUGACUUCUAUGACUUUAUGUCCCCAUGUCCUGAAGAAGCAGUUAUGAGACAAGAAGUCGUGAAAAGAAUAGAAACUGUCAUCAAAGAUCUUUGGCCUACAGCUAACGUUCAGACAUUUGGAAGUUUUAGUACAGGGCUUUAUCUGCUAAUAAGUGAUAUUGAUUUAGUAGUUUUUGGAAAGUGGGAGAGCCCACCUCUACAGCAGCCAGAACAAGUUCUAAGGAAACACAGUGUGGCUGAGCCAUAUUCAAUUACACUACUUGACAAAACUACAGUACCAAUAAUUAAACUUACAGAUCAGGAAACAGAGGUGAAAGUUGAUAUUAGUUUUAAUGUAGAAACUGGUGUGAAGGCAGCUCGACUUAUCAAAGACUACAUGAAGCAAUACUCAUUGCUGCCUUACUUGAUUUUAGUAUUAAAACAGUUCCUUCUUCAGAGGGAUUUGAAUGAGGUUUUUACUGGUGGAAUUAGCUCCUACAGCUUAAAUUUAAGGGCAAUUAGCUUCUUACAGUUGCACCCAAGAAUUGAUGCUCAAGGAUUUGAUGAAAACCUAGGAAUGCUUCUAAUAGAAUUUUUUUAACUCUAUGGGAAUUUUAAUUACUUAAAAACUGGUAUUAGAAUAAAAAAUGGAGGUGCCAAAGAAGAAAUCAUGAAAACCAUGACUAAUGGAUAUCGACCAUCUAUGUUAUGUACUGAAGAUCUUCUUCUACCUGGCAAUGAUGUUGGAAGAAGUCAUGGUGCCAUGCAAGUAAAGCAAGUUUUUGACUAUGCCUACAUUGUUCUAAGCCAUGCAGUAUCACCACUUGCAAAAUCAUAUCCUAAUAGAGAUUCAGAAAGUAUGUUAGGAAGAAUUAUUAAAGUGACAGAAGAAGUGAUUGACUACAGAGUGUGGAUUUUAAAAAAAUGGGGAAACAAAGCUAACUUUUCGUCUGAUCUUGAUGUUCAGUUGAAAGAGAGAGAACCAGUAUCUCCAGAGAGUGCAACCCAGAAUAGAGAUGUUGAAUUGCUUUACAACCAACCUUCAUUUACUGGUAUGCAACAAGUAUCAUCAGGCUCAUCUGCCUCUUCAGUGUCAUCUCUUUCCGGCAGUGAUGUUGAUUCUGAUACUCCACCUUCCACAACUCCUAAUGCGUACCACUUCAGCCUGCAAGCACCAUCUACAAGUAUGCAAAUAAGCCUUCUCUUAAGUAACUCGAAUCCAAGAUGUUUAGGAGUCAGUAAAUAA